Vombatus ursinus (common wombat) is the source of this 2606-nucleotide messenger RNA. RefSeq names its product rabphilin 3A (gene RPH3A). The transcript has 20 exons. Gene Ontology annotation, cellular component: membrane. Bases 16 to 2082 code for a protein of 688 amino acids. The record is from RefSeq and is a predicted model, not a curated record. Gene Ontology annotation, molecular function: small GTPase binding. Gene Ontology annotation, biological process: intracellular protein transport. Lineage: Eukaryota; Metazoa; Chordata; Mammalia; Diprotodontia; Vombatidae.
AGUUCUGAUCGCUGGAUGUGCCCCAAUGACAGAUCCAUGGCCCUCCGCACAAGGCUUCCGUCAGGAUGGUCCAUCCGCCCUGACCAGCCUGAGAAACCGAGAAAGAAUGAAGAGCUCACAGAUGAGGAGAAGGAGAUUAUCAACAGAGUGAUUGCUCGAGCUGAGAAAAUGGAAGAAAUGGAGCAGGAGCGCAUCGGGCGCCUGGUGGAUCGCUUGGAGAACAUGCGAAAGAAUGUGGCUGGAGAUGGGGUAAACCGCUGCAUCCUGUGUGGGGAACAGCUGGGAAUUCUGGGCUCCUCCUGCGUGGUGUGUGAGGAUUGCAAGAAGAACGUCUGCACCAAGUGUGGAGUGGAGACCUCCAACAAUCGCCCACAUUCCAUCUGGCUUUGCAAGAUUUGCAGUGAGCAAAGAGAGGUUUGGAAGCGCUCUGGAGCAUGGUUCUUCAAGGGCUUCCCCAAACAAGUGCUCCCUCAGCCCAUGCCAGUGAAGAAAUCCAAGCCUCAGCAGCCGCCCAUGGAGCCCAGCUCCUCAGAGCCACCCACCCUGGAGCCCAAGCACCAUCCCCGAGCACCUGGCCGAGGUGACGCUGGGGACAAGAGGGGCAUGGGCCAGAAAUCAGGUCCUGAGCCUGCACCUGCUCCUGGCAGGGGCAGCUAUGGCCCCCCAAUGCGCCGGGCCUCAGAGGCUCGCAUGAGCUCCAGCGGAACGGACUACACAGGCAGGGAUUCCGAAGGCCGGGACUAUGGCCCAGGUGGGGCCGCUGGGGGUGAUGCCAGUCGGAGUCCAGCAGGCUUGAGACGGGCCAACUCAGUUCAGGCCUCCAGACCCUCCCAAGCAUCUAGCCAAAGUGCCGCAGCUCAGCCUGGUCCCCCAGGGCCUGCAGGGGCCAGCAGACCAGGACCGAGUGCAGCUGGCAGAUUUCCAGAUCAAAGACCAGAAGGGGAGCCUGCCUACCCCUCAGCAGCAGCCAUUCCCCGGGAUGACCGAGCCAGGGAUACAGGGGGUUACCCCCUAGCUGGAGCCAAGGAUGACCGGGCUGCACGACGAUCAGGAACCUACUCCCAGGCAGCCGCUGCACCCCAGCCUGCUGCUGCCCCAGCCCGUCAGCAGCAGCCACCUCCAGAAGAAGAUGAAGACGAAGCAAACAGCUAUGAUUCUGAUGAAGCAACUACCCUGGGAGCUUUGGAGUUCAGCCUUCUUUAUGAUCAGAACAACAGCUCCCUGCAAUGCACCAUUAUCAAGGCAAAGGGAUUAAAACCGAUGGACUCCAAUGGCUUGGCUGAUCCCUAUGUCAAGCUGCACCUUCUGCCUGGUGCCAGCAAGUCCAAUAAGUUACGGACAAAAACUCUGAGGAAUACACGAAAUCCCAUCUGGAAUGAAACCCUUGUCUAUCAUGGCAUCACUGAUGAGGACAUGCAAAGAAAGACCCUGAGGAUUUCUGUCUGUGAUGAAGACAAGUUUGGCCAUAAUGAGUUCAUUGGGGAAACUCGAUUUUCUCUGAAGAAACUGAAGCCUAAUCAGAAGAAGAAUUUCAACAUCUGCCUGGAGCGGGUCAUCCCUAUGAAGCGGGCUGGGACCACAGGAUCAGCAAGAGGCAUGGCACUCUAUGAAGAGGAGCAGGUGGAACGUGUGGGCGAUAUUGAGGAACGUGGCAAGAUCCUGGUGUCACUCAUGUAUAGCACGCAGCAAGGAGGCCUCAUUGUGGGUAUCGUGCGCUGUGUCCACCUGGCCGCAAUGGAUGCUAAUGGCUACUCUGACCCCUUUGUCAAACUCUGGCUGAAACCAGACAUGGGAAAGAAAGCCAAGCACAAGACACAGAUCAAAAAGAAGACUUUGAAUCCUGAGUUUAAUGAGGAGUUUUUCUAUGAUAUAAAACACAGUGAUCUGGCCAAGAAGUCACUGGACAUCUCUGUCUGGGAUUAUGACAUUGGCAAAUCCAAUGAUUAUAUUGGUGGCUGCCAGCUGGGUAUCACCGCCAAAGGAGAGCGCUUGAAACACUGGUACGAGUGUUUAAAAAACAAGGACAAGAAGAUUGAACGUUGGCAUAACCUACAGAAUGAGAAUCACGUCUCGAGCGAUUAAAGCAGGGACCACAAGCCCCGCCCCGACCCCCUGUCCAUUCCUCCUCUUUGCCCUCUGUCCCCCAGCUCCCCCCAGGCCUCCUGUCCAUUCCUCCACUUUGCCCUCUGUCCCCCAGCUCCCCCCAGGCCUCCUGCCCAUUCCUCCACUUUGCCCUCUGUCCCCCAGCUCCCCCCAGGCCUCCUGCCCAUUCCUCCUCUUUGCCCUCUGUCCCCCAGCACCCUCCCCCCGCUGGCCCCCAGAACUCUCCACCCCAGACCUGCGAUCAGCUGCGCUGGGUCCAUGCGCCUGUCUGAGCCAGUCUCUCUGGGCUCCCUCUGCUGUGGGCGCUGACUCCAGAUUGGAGUCUGGCCUUCUUUUUCUUUACCUGUACCUACCUUUGAGGUCUCUUUCUCCCCUCUUAAAUAUGAGGGGACACUUACCCCCCCUUUCACUCUCUCUUUCUUCCCCGUCUCUUUCUCUCACUCCUCCAUUUUCUUUCUUCCCCUCUUUCUGUAUUAUUGUUCCUCUUUCAAUCUAUCUCCAUG